UAUUUUGCUCCAGGGCUUUAGGGUUUAAGCGGCAAUGGCUGCGACGGGCGCGCGUCUCCUCGGCGGAAGGAUGCUGUGCUCCAUUCUCGCCGAGCCUCGAGGCGCUUCCACUCGAUGCCUGCGCUUCCCGCUACCCAGGAAUCCUAGCAGCUGCUCUCAGGGAAUGCCGCCAUUGCUCGUGAGCCGGAGGUUUGCUUCCAUGUGUAUGGCGACCGAUCGAAACGCUUGGGAGGAGAGAAACCUCAACGACUGGGCUAUCUCGAAGCUAAGGGAGCUUUUACUUGCUGCGGAGCCCAUCACUUUUGGAGAGGGUUCAGCCUACGUGACUGAUGUUUCUCGCUGCACUGGUGAUGCGGCGAUACUCACAGUACGUGGGAAAAGACGAGUGGAUUACAGCUUCGACAUUCUGCUGGACUUUCUCGGCAAGAUCGAGGUCGGUGAGCCGUUUCAAGUGGAAGGGACACUCUCGGUCGAUACUUGCUUGGGUGAUCUUGACGAUCUUCGGAUAGACGUAGCCUUCACCGAAGUUCCAGAGACGCUGCCCGAGCCAGAACGCGAGCACCUCCGAUCCCAGAUGAGCCAGUUCCUCCCAAAGAUCAGGACGCAGCUCGAGUGCUUCGAGAAGGAGAUCAAAGAGCUCGUCUGCGAUUGAAAAGGAGGAAAGCAAACGAAGAAUCCUACCAAGUUUUCUCAUGUCUUUCACACGUUUUCUUUCGAUCAAUUAACAUCUUGAUGAUCUUCUUUCCAGAUCA
Messenger RNA from Selaginella moellendorffii, 752 nucleotides. RefSeq lists its product as uncharacterized. The record is from RefSeq and is a predicted model, not a curated record. Lineage: Eukaryota; Viridiplantae; Streptophyta; Lycopodiopsida; Selaginellales; Selaginellaceae. Gene Ontology annotation, molecular function: protein-folding chaperone binding; ATPase activator activity. Gene Ontology annotation, biological process: positive regulation of ATP-dependent activity; protein folding. The coding region runs from base 35 to 652 and encodes 205 amino acids. Gene Ontology annotation, cellular component: cytosol. The transcript has 7 exons.